Venustampulla echinocandica is the source of this 594-nucleotide messenger RNA. RefSeq names its product putative Fumarylacetoacetate hydrolase-containing protein 2 like protein. Gene Ontology annotation, molecular function: acetylpyruvate hydrolase activity. Bases 1 to 594 code for a protein of 197 amino acids. The record is from RefSeq and is a predicted model, not a curated record. The transcript is spliced from 2 exons. Lineage: Eukaryota; Fungi; Ascomycota; Leotiomycetes; Helotiales; Pleuroascaceae.
AUGGGCCUACCAGAAGUGCCGACAGUCUUCAUGAAACCUGCGACUUCGCUCGCCGAUCCUUACCCAUCGCCGACUAUCAUCCCCAAAUCCACUCUGCAAGACGACUGCUGCGACUACGAGUCUGAACUAGUCAUCGUCAUUGGCAAGAAAUGCAAAGAUGUAUCGGAAGCUGAAGCACUAGAUUAUGUUCUAGGAUACACAGCGGCCAACGAUGUCAGCAGCAGGACUGCUCAGCUCGCUCAAACUCAGUGGAGUUACAGCAAGGGCUUUGAUGGUGCCUGUCCCAUUGGUCCGGUGAUCGUGUCGAAGCAAUUGGUUCCUGAUCCCGCUUGGCUCAAAUUGAGGGGAUUGAAAAAUGGCAAAGUGAUGCAGGAUUGUGGGAUUGAUGAUCUAAUAUUCUCAGUCCCAAGGAUUGUGUCUUUUCUCUCGCAAGGAACCACACUUCCACCUGGCACUAUCAUCUUAACAGGCACACCUGCGGGCAUUGGCUUUUCCUUCUCGCCAAAAGAAUAUCUGAGGGGAGGAGACGAGUUCGCAGUUGAGAUCUCACCUUAUAUUGGGACGUUGAGUACAAAAUUCGAGGCAGAAAAGUAG